GUCGCAAGAAACUGACAGAGCUGAGAGCAGCGGGAACGUUUCUAACGGAAGUUACAUUUUGAGGAAUUUUGACUGCAAACAUUUUAGACCUAAGGAGAAUGAGAAGAGCAAAGACGUUGAGUUUCUCUGAGGAGAAAGAUGAAGAAAUUGCAGAAUUUCCUGAAAACAGCUGUGUGUCAAUGAAGACUAACAAAUCAAUGAAUACUCCCAUUAAAUUCAAUGAUGGAGCCGUGACCUCUAACCCAGGGUUGGAUAGAGAUGAUCUUACUAAAGACCUGCAGCAAGAUUCUUGUAAACCAGUGAAUCUGCUGAAAGUUAAAAACGAACACAAAAUCAUCAUGAAGAUCAAGUAUGAGAGUUUAUUUGAGGGAAUUACACUUCAAGAGAAUCAAACCCUCCUGAAGAGGAUUUACACACAACUGUACAUCAUAGAAGGAGAGAGAGAAGGAGUGAAUGAAGAACAUGAGGUUUUACACAUAGAGAAAAACACCAGAACACAACAAUUACAAGACACAACAAUCUACUGCAAUGACAUCUUUAAACUCUUACCUGAACCAGAAUAUAAAACUGAGAAAAGAAGAGAGCGAAAAGACAAAAUCAAAAGCGUUCUUACUAAAGGCAUCGCUGGAAUUGGAAAAACCGUCUCUGUACAGAAGUUCAUUCUGGAUUGGGCAGAGGGAACGGCCAAUCAGGAUGUAGAUUUCAUGUUUGUGCUUCCAUUUCGAGAACUGAACUUGAUUCAAGAUGAUCGGUACAGUCUUCACAAACUUCUGCUUGACUUUCAUCCUGAACUCAAAGAUCUAAAUCCAAAGAUUUAUGAUGAGUGUAAAGUUGUGUUCAUCUUUGAUGGUCUGGAUGAAAACAGAAUGACACUGAUGUUUUCAGAUGCUAAGAAAGUUUCUGAUGUGACUGAGACUUCAUCAGUGCCUGUGUUGAUAUCAAACCUCAUGAAAGGAGAUCUGAUUCCUUCUGCUUUCAUCUGGAUCACCUCCAGACCAGCAGCAGCCAAUCAGAUCCCAUCUAAAUACAUCAACCGUCUGACAGAAAUACAGGGAUUCAAUGACGAUCAGAAGGAGGAAUAUUUCAGGAAGAGAAUCAGUGAUGAACAUCAAGCCAGCAGAAUCAUCUCACACGUCAGAAGAUCAAGAAGUCUCCACAUCAUGUGUCACAUACCAGUCUUCUGUUGGAUCUCAUCCACUGUCCUUCAAAACAUCCUGAAACAAGACAAUGAGAGAGCAGAAAUCCCUAAAACUCUGACUGAAAUGUACAUCCACUUCCUGCUGAUUCAGAUGAAUAUAAAGAAUGAGAAGUAUGAUGAGAGAGAUCCAGAGAAACUCCUGCAGUCCAACAGAGAAGUGAUUGUCAAACUGUCUGAACUGGCUUUCAAACAGCUGAUGAAGGGUAAUGUGAUGUUUUAUGAGGAGGAGCUGAAAGAGUCUGGCAUAGACAUCACUGACGCCUCAGUGUAUUCUGGGAUUUGUACUGAGAUCUUUAAGGAGGAAUCUGUGAUGCAUCAGAGGAAAAUCUACUGCUUCAUACAUCUCAGCUGUCAGGAGUUUCUGGCUGCAUUUUAUGUGUUUCAAUACUAUGUAAGCACAACAAUGGAAACCUUGAAGUAUUUUGCUUCAGUCCAGAAAUUGCUUAAAGGUGCAGUAGAUGAUGCCCUUAAAUGUGAAGCUGGACAUCUGGAUCUUUUCCUGCGAUUCCUGCUGGGCAUCUCACUGGAGUCCAAUCAGAGACUCUUAAAGGAUCUACUGACACACAAGGUGGACACCUCAGAAACUAUCAGUGAAAUCACACAGUACAUUAAAGAUAAAGUCAAGCAUAAUGAAGAUCUCUCUGCAGAAAGAGCCAUCAAUCUGUUUCUGUGUCUUCUUGAAGUGAAUGAUCAGACUCUGUACAGAGAGAUUGAGGAGUUUGUGAGAUCAGACAAACACUCAGAGAAGAAACUCUCUGCUGCUCACUGUUCAGCAAUAGCCUACAUGCUUCAGAUGUCAGAGGAGGUGCUGGAUGAGCUGAAUCUGAAGAAAUACAACACAACAGAGGAGGGGAGAAGAAGACUCAUACCAGCUGUCAGCAACUGCACAAGAGCUAUACUUGCUGACUGUAAUCUCACUGCCAAGUCCUGUGAAAUUGUGGCUUCAUGUCUCAGAUCUUCAAACUCCUCUGUGAGAGAUCUGGAUGUGAGUAACAAUGACCUGCAGGAUUCAGGAGUGAAGCUCAUCUCUGAUGCUCUCAAGAGUCCAGACUGUAAACUACACACACUGAGAUUAUCAGGUUGUAUGGUGACAGAUGAAGGUUGUUGUUAUUUGGCUUCAGCUCUGAGUUCAAACCCAUCAUCACACCUGAGAGAGCUGGAUCUGAGCUACAAUCACCCACAACACUCAGGACGCCAGAUGCUCUCUCAGAUACUCAAUGGUCCCAAGUGUACACUGGAGAAACUCAAUCUGAAGCAUGGAGGACAUUUUAGGAUCACACCAGGAUUGCGAAAAUAUGCGUGUGAUCUCACACUGGAACCGAACACAGCAAACGUUCGUCUCGUUCUGUCUGAAGGAAACAGAAAGUUGACGUAUGUGAAAGAUCCCCAGCCGUAUCCUGAUCGGUCAGACCGAUUUAAACACUACGAGCAGAUUUUGUCUAAAGAGAGUUUCUCUGGACGCCAUUAUUGGGAGGCUGAAUGGACCGGAUGGAGUUAUAUAGGUAUGACGUAUGAAGGAAUCAGCAGGGAUGGAGGAAAUCUGAGUAGGUUAGGAUACAAUGAAAUGUCCUGGUGUCUCUUCUGUAUUUCUGACAGAUACAGUGCUUGGCACAAUAACACAAACCGAGAUAUACCUGCACCUUCACCUCCAUCUAAUAGAGUAGGAGUUUAUCUGGACUGGUCGGCUGGCACUUUGUCCUUCUACAGCGUCUCUGAUACACAAACACUCACACACUUGCACACAUUCAACACAACAUUCACUGAACCUCUGUAUGGUGCUGUUAGAGUUUAUGACUGCUCUGUGUCUCUCUGUCAGAUUGAACAACAACAAACUGUUCACUAAAUUCUUAACUGGAGACACUGUUUUCUAUGAUCAUGUAUCUCUUCCACCAACACCUCACUUACUAAUGCUGCGUUCCAGAGCCCAUCCAAACCAGUGGGACGUGGGACUUAUCCUACCUCCAACUAGGAAAAGUGCACUGGAAUGCCUGUCGAAGUGGAACCUCCUACCGGCGAACUCGGGGGAGUUUGACCUACCCCGACUUCAGAAAAUGAAGUCGGAGGACAAUGGCGGCGCCCAUAAAUCGCGUCGUCGUCAGAGGAAAUCUUCAAGGAAUAGACUAUAAAUUGUACUUCUCUGCUUGUAGGGUUGUUUUAGACACUGUAAUUUUAACACAACUUGUUUUUUUAAUAUUAUGGCGUGAAAUUAUGUCGUUAUUAUCUGUUAGCAUGAAAAUACGGUAAAAGUAUACCAAGUUACUUAGCGACAUGCAGCGCUUUUAUAUAAUGGCCCCAGAACACUUUGUAAAGAUGUUUAACUUGAUGUUUUACUGUAGUGUGAACUGCACAGUUCAGACUGACGUUUAAAAGUCAUGUAGUCUUUACGAGCCUUAAGAAGAUCGGUCGGUCGUCCAUGUUUUCUGUUUACGUUCCACUUCAAAUGCCUGGAACGCUUUGAAGUAGGAGCUAGGACACUUCAGGAAGGAUAAGUCCCACGUCCCACUGGUUUGGAUGGGCUCUGGAACGCAGCAUAAUAUCUUUUUCUAUUUUCUAUUUUUAUAUUUAUCUUCUCUGUCAUUUAAAAAACUGACCCUUGGCUAUGUAUACAGUGUUAGACUUGUGAGACUAGUUCUAGUGCGCUUAUGUAUUGCUGUUCUUGUGUUGCUAUAAUUGCUUUUAUUGUUCACAAAGUGGCUUUGGACAAAAGCAUCUGUUAAAUGACUAAAUGUAAAUGUAUCUCAUAUCACUCUGUAAUUUAGCUUGCGUGUUUGAAUCAAUACAAUAAAAUAAUUUUAA
This is a messenger RNA of Paramisgurnus dabryanus, 3994 nucleotides long. Lineage: Eukaryota; Metazoa; Chordata; Actinopteri; Cypriniformes; Cobitidae. The record is from RefSeq and is a predicted model, not a curated record.